UCGGGAUUUGCGAUCCGUGGCUGAACAAUAAGUUUGGUUGGUCCAAAUUCGAAGCGUGCGUACUGUUGGAACUAGUACAUAAGUACAGCCGAAACAUUGAAGUUAUGAAAUAAAGUGAAAAUGGGACGCAAGAUACCCGGAAAAAAACACAGAGGAGUGAAGGACCCAACUAAGCAACAAAAGAAGCGUUUAUCAGAGUUAAACAAAGUGAUAAACGCGCCGCCGAGGGACAAGGAUGAGCAGGCGAUACCGAAGAGUCUUGAGCGCGUGAUGAAGCUGAAGCAAAGCGUGAAGGACGGUAAGAUGAUGAAGAAAAAUACCAAGAAAAAAACGAAGCUGAAAAAUCAACUGAUCGUGAUGGGCAAUCACCAUCCACAGAUCGCUCAUCCCAAGGCAAGACCGGAGAAAGUUGUUCCUGUUUUUUCGCAAAGACCAGACGAAUGUGGAAAGGCUUUUUUGAACCGAGUGAAUUCGGAGACUCAGGCGUUCAUAAAUGAGACUGCGUUUGAAGACAAAUAUGGUGUGGAAGUCAAGCGAGAUCCAAGUACUGGUAAUAUCGAAGGAUUGUCUAAGAGAUCGAAGGAUGAGAUAGAUGAAUUAAUGAGACUCAAAUUGAAGCACAGUAAUACCAAGAAGAAAAAGAAAAAGAAGAAAGACACCGAGACGACUAGGCUGACGAAAGCUCAGAAAAGGAAACACAAGCUCGAGUUGAAAAAAACUAAAAAACUGCAGGACAAUAUAGACGAGUUCAAGGUCUUCAAGGAGACUAUUGAAUUUGGAGAUGUUGUCCACGCUCCUCCAGAACUAAAAAUCAAACCGAAAAAAGCAGACGCUUCUCACUCCGAACGGCCUGGACGAAGACGUCUUCUUCUUGAUUCGCUUUUCAAGAGCCAUGACAAAUCUGCCGAGAACCCAACAGGCGUUAAGUCUGUCAAUAGAUCUGGAAAACGCAAAGAUCUCCCAGUUGGGGAAAGAAGACAACUGGAGGAACGACAGAAAGAAGCCAUAACUGCAUACAGAAACCUGAAGUCUCAGAAAGCUGCUGAUUUAUGACCAUGGGCAAUGGCCGUGUGAUCAGUAUUUGUACAUAUGAGAGCCUUAGCAGAGAAUAGAAGGACGAAAUGUGUGUGUAAAUUGAUCAAUUUAUUUACGAUAUUUUUUUAAUUACAUUAGAGUAUAUAUAAUAUAGAGGUUAAGGUUCACGGUAUUCUACUUUGGCAGAGAAGUAGUUGGAAAAACUGUGGGAGGUUACACUUUGCUAAAAUUGUCAUUGAUAAUAUUGAAACAAAAUGAAUAGCAUUUGCUACAGUAAAACAGCGAUUUAAAUGGUCAUAGAUUGUUUUUGCUUGUUAUUGAUGACGAUGAUGAACAUGAAGCAAACGGUUUCAACUAAUCUAAAAUAAAAUAACAGUGCUGUAAACAACAAAACAAGUAAUAAGAGCCUCUUAUCUUGUGAAAUGCCAAGUGUUUA
Messenger RNA from Neodiprion fabricii, 1471 nucleotides. RefSeq names its product coiled-coil domain-containing protein 137. The record is from RefSeq and is a predicted model, not a curated record. The coding region runs from base 121 to 1053 and encodes 310 amino acids. The transcript has 3 exons. Lineage: Eukaryota; Metazoa; Arthropoda; Insecta; Hymenoptera; Diprionidae.